Messenger RNA from Haemonchus placei, 480 nucleotides. NCBI's taxonomy places the organism in Eukaryota, Metazoa, Nematoda, Chromadorea, Rhabditida, Trichostrongylidae. The record is from the annotation of a GenBank genome assembly.
AUGAGUAACCGUGCUGUUGCCGUACUACGAGGAGACCCCGGUGUGACCGGUACAGUGUGGUUCAGCCAGGACAAGGAAUCCGACCCAUGCGUGAUCAAAGGUGAAAUCAAGGGUUUGACUCCGGGUCUUCACGGAUUCCAUGUCCAUCAGUACGGUGACUCAACUAACGGCUGCACUUCCGCUGGACCACAUUUCAAUCCAUUCAACAAGACUCACGGAGGGCCCAAGGAUGAUGUUCGUCAUGUUGGCGACCUCGGAAACGUUGAAGCUGGAGCUGAUGGUGUAGCACACUUUGAGAUCAAAGACCAUUUGGUUAAGAUUCAUGGGGAACAUACCGUUGUAGGACGUUCCCUUGUCGUUCAUGCUGGAACUGAUGAUUUGGGUAAAGGAGUAGGCGAAAAGAAGGAGGAAUCUCUGAAGACAGGAAAUGCUGGCGCUCGUGUCGCUUGCGGAGUUAUUGCAACCGCUGCUCCCCAGUGA